AUGGGGUGCUCGACACUUUGGGAUUUUCCGGCCUUGCUGCAGCUUUUGGACUCGCUGGAGGUGAAGCGCAGCCACUCGGAGCCGCUGCUGCGCUGGGCGGCCGCCAAGGUGGUCCAAGGGGAUGCGGACGGCUGGCGGGAGCUCGGCCUGCAGGAGCAGAGCCUCUCGGACCUCGGCUUGCCCAAGAAGGCCGCCGAGGUGUUGACGAGGACUCAGCCCUUCAGCAGCAAGCUGAGCUCGUCCGUGACCUCCGCGGAUGGCUCCACCACCAAGAUGGUCCUCGAGCUCUGGGAUGGGCAUAAGGUGGAGUCUGUGAUCAUGCGCCACGAGGACCGCACCACCAUCUGCGUGUCUUCCCAGGUGGGCUGCCAGAUGGGAUGCACAUUUUGCGCCACUGGCACCUUGCCCAUUGUCGGCGACCUGGACGCGGGGGAGAUCGUUGAGCAGCUGCUGCUGGCGCAGCGCGUGGAACGUCAGAACGGCCGCGCGCCGGUGAGGAACGCGGUCUUCAUGGGCAUGGGAGAGCCUUUGAACAACUACGAUGCAGUGGUGGCGGCAGUGCGGACAAUGACAGACCUGGGUCAGCUGGGGCAACUGGCGCUGCCGCAGAGUCGGGUGACCAUCUCCACUGUGGGUGUGGUGCCUCGCAUGCGUCAGCUGGUCCACGAUCUGCCCGGGCUCAGCUUGGCCUUGUCCCUGCACGCCCCCACGCAGGAGCUCAGGGAGCAGAUCGUGCCCCACGCCAAGAACGUGCCCAUGGCGGAGCUCCUGGCGGCCAUGGACCUGCACCUGGAGCAGAAGACGGCCAGAGCUAUGAUAGAGUACGUCCUGUUGGCGGACGUGAACGACAGCGACAGCACUGCCGCAGAUCUGGGCCGGUUGAUGGCGCCAAGGGCACGCAAGGUCAUGGUGAACCUGAUCCCCUACAAUCCCGGGGCCUCCUCGUUACCCGGAGGCUUCAAAGCUCCAGCCUUCGAGCGGGUGGAGCGCUUUCAGCAGAUCCUCGGCGGCUUCAGCAUCCUCACGCGGGUGCGCCGCGAGAUGGGCCAAGACAUCGCCGGCGCCUGCGGCCAGCCACCCGGAAAGCCACUGAGUCGAGUCUGGUGUCCUGGGCUUGGGUGGGGUGGGGUGGGGUGGGGUGGGGUGGGGUGGGGUGGGGUGGGGUGGGGUGGGGUGGGGUGGGGUGGGGUGGGGUGGGGUGGGGUGGGGUGGGGUGGGGUGGGGUGGGGUGGGUGGGUGGGUGUAGGGAUUUCUUGGGGGGUCGUUGGAGUUGUUGAACUGCAUUUCUGUAGCGUUUGA
Effrenium voratum is the source of this 1299-nucleotide messenger RNA. The record is from the annotation of a GenBank genome assembly. Lineage: Eukaryota; Dinophyceae; Suessiales; Symbiodiniaceae.